Messenger RNA from Poecile atricapillus (Black-capped chickadee), 1193 nucleotides. RefSeq names its product REC114 meiotic recombination protein (gene REC114). The record is from RefSeq and is a predicted model, not a curated record. The transcript has 8 exons. Bases 1 to 1116 code for a protein of 371 amino acids. Lineage: Eukaryota; Metazoa; Chordata; Aves; Passeriformes; Paridae.
AUGGUACCUGGAUCCUCCUGCCCCCUCAAUGACCAGCUCGUGAACAUUUUUAUUGUUAAUGGGCCAAGGGGCGGCGACAGACAGCGAGAGCUUCACGUCCUCGUCCUCGUCCUCCUCCUCCUUGCUGCGCAGCUCCCACCGCGCUCCCUCACACGCCACAAAAUGGCGGCCACGGUGUUCGCACUCCUCUCUCCCCUCAGCACCGGCGGGCGGACCCGCCACAUCGGCACGGCCGGGGGCCCCUUUGGAGAAGGGAGAGGCUAUAGCCACGCUACCCUCGGAGCGGGCGAGGAGGAAGAGAAAAACUCCCGCGCGCUGCCCGCAGCCGCCCCUCAGAGCCCUCAGCGCGGCAUGGCGGCGGCGGCGGCUGGCGGCGGCUGUGGCUCCCAGCCCGGGCUGGCUUCGGCGCCGGGCAGCGCCGGCGACACCUCCCUCCUGGGCGGCGCCACAGUGUGGCCCUUGAAGCGCUACGGUCGCUUCCUCCCCCCGAAGGACGGUGACGAUGAGGGGCAAAACACCUCUUGGAAGGUGUUUGAAUCAAAUGAAGAAUCAGGCCCUCUUGUCCUUACCAUUGUGGAGUCUGGCCAUUUCUUUAUUUCCCAAGAGCGAACAGUGCUGGAAGGCUUUUCCCUGAUCGAUUCCCACAAGUGGCUGAAGAUUGUGAGGAGAGCAGAGUGCCUGCUGCUCCGGGCACAGGCCAAGAACGAGUGCCGCAUGUUCCGUGUGCAGUUCGGAGGGAGCUCCAAGGAGGAGGUGCAGGAGCACUGCCGCAGCUGUGUCCAGAAACUCAGCGAGUACAUCCCGGUGCAGGGGGCUGAGGAACAGAGCCAGCAGCUCUGCCACGGCACCAGCCAGGACACCCAGGGCAUGGACACUGAGCAUGCACCAGAUGAGCCUCUCCCAGACUCCUGCACAAGCCUUGGAGAAAGAAGAUCUGUAGCACAGCUCGCACAGUCGGUGCUGCGGCAGCGGCCGGAGCUGCCCCCGGCACUGCCGCACCCAGCCUGGAGCGCCCGGGAGCUGGGGCCCUUCAUCCGCCUCUGCCUCAUGGACCAGCACUUCCCAGCCUUCGUGGAGGACGUGGAGAAGGAACUGCACAGGCUCGCCGAGCAGUGAGGCACGCCCGGCACUCCGUGGGGAGCGCACCGCUCCGGCCAUUAAAGGUUGAAAAACAAGGCCUACAGCGGUUUUUG